Molecule: messenger RNA, 1425 nt
Organism: Budorcas taxicolor (takin)
Lineage: Eukaryota; Metazoa; Chordata; Mammalia; Artiodactyla; Bovidae
Gene: F2RL2
Product: coagulation factor II thrombin receptor like 2
Exons: 2
Coding region: 77-1213 (378 amino acids)
Biological process (GO): phospholipase C-activating G protein-coupled receptor signaling pathway; blood coagulation; thrombin-activated receptor signaling pathway
Cellular component (GO): membrane
Molecular function (GO): thrombin-activated receptor activity
Source: RefSeq, a predicted model, not a curated record
AACCAGGGUGCCGGCGCAUGGAGCCGAGGUGAACCCCCCCAGUCCUGCACACUAGAGAGAGGCGGCUCGGAUCAAGAUGAGAGCCGUCGUCUUUGCAGCCUUUGGAGCACUGCUUCUGUCGCCUGCUUCCUGUCAAAGCGGCAUGGAAUAUGAUGCAGACAACUUGGCAGUGCCAACCUUGCCUAUUAAGACCUUCCGUGGAGCUCCCCAAAAUUCUUUUGAAGAGUUUCCCCUUUCUGCCAUAGAAGGCUGGACAGAAACCACCAAAACCGUAAAACUCAAGUGCCCUGAAGAACUUGAUUCAAAUCUCCAUGUGAAUAAUGCUACCAUGGGGUACCUGAGCAGCACUUUAAGUACCAAAUUGAUACCCACCAUCUACAUCCUGGUGUUUGCAGUAGGAAUGCCGGCCAAUGCAGUGACCCUGUGGAUGCUCUUCUGCAGGACCAGAACCAUCCGGAUGACCAUCUUCUACACCAACCUGGCCGUUGCAGACUUUCUGUUUUGUGUUACACUGCCCUUUAGAAUAGCUUACCAUCUCAACGGGAACAACUGGGUAUUUGGCGAGGUCAUGUGCCGGGCCACCACGGUCAUCUUCUACGGCAACAUGUACUGCUCCAUUCUGCUCCUCGCCUGCAUCAGUAUCAACCGCUACUUGGCCAUCGUUCAUCCUUUCACUUACCGGGGACUGCCCAAGCGCACCUAUGCCUUGCUAACAUGUGGACUGGUGUGGACAAUGGUUUUCUUGUACAUGCUGCCAUUUUUCGUUCUGAAGCAGGAGUACUAUCUUGCCCAGCAGGACAUCAGCACCUGCCACGAUGUCCACAACACAUGCGCGUCCUCGUCGCCCUUCCAGCCCUACUACUUCAUCUCCUUGGCAUUCUUUGGGUUCCUAAUCCCAUUUCUGGUCAUUGUCUACUGCUACGCAGCCAUCAUCUGGACGCUUAACGCAAAAGAUCGGAGGUGGUUGUGGUACAUUAAGGCGAGUCUCCUCACUCUUGUGAUUUUCACCAUUUGCUUUGCUCCAAGCAACCUCAUCCUUAUUAUUCACCAUGCAAACUACUACUACAGCAACACCGAUGCCUUAUACUUUGUCUAUCUCAUAGCGUUGUGCCUCGGAAGCUUGAAUAGUUGCCUAGAUCCAUUCCUUUAUUUUCUCAUGUCAAAAACCACAGAUCACUCUACUGCUUACCUUACAAUGGUGAAAUCAUCUUAGAGAACAAGGAAAGCUAUCUGUGAAAAGAUACAUUCUUGAGGUAACAUAUGCAUAGAGCUCUAUUCUCCAGCUCCAUUUUUAAGUUCCUAAAACACAAUGCUUCAAAAUAAAGCAUUACAUACACCCUAGCUUUUUUCAAAAAAAGUGUCAAUGCAGGAGAAAAGAUACCUCUCCUCUCUUCAUGGCAACUGACACAUCGGCCCGACUGGUAC